Oncorhynchus masou masou (cherry salmon) is the source of this 5244-nucleotide messenger RNA. It is a transcript of the gene shisa9b, whose product is annotated as shisa family member 9b. The record is from RefSeq and is a predicted model, not a curated record. The transcript has 4 exons. Gene Ontology annotation, cellular component: postsynaptic density; dendritic spine membrane; AMPA glutamate receptor complex. Gene Ontology annotation, biological process: regulation of short-term neuronal synaptic plasticity; regulation of AMPA receptor activity. The coding region runs from base 336 to 1550 and encodes 404 amino acids. Lineage: Eukaryota; Metazoa; Chordata; Actinopteri; Salmoniformes; Salmonidae.
GACUCCGACAGUCACCGGAGGAUGUCUGUGGCGCAGCGCAGAGAAAUGAUUUAAACCUAUUCAAGAUACCUGUAGCAACUGUAAAAGUGUUGUUGUCGCAUCCGUUUGGUUUGUUAUAAGCAAUUGGAACAGAUAUAAUAUUUACACAAAUUGCCAUACAACAUCGCCGUGCGCUGAUGGACAAUUACGCGCAGAAGUUGCGUUGCGUAAUCAUGAUAAUCAUCGCGGAUGGCUGUGUUUCAUGUUCUUGGAUUAUGCGUACAAGCUUGUUAUGAUACCUGGUCAUUGCCUUUCCUUCGUCUUCAGUGGAGAAGAAAAGUAACAAAGGGACGCACAUGAUGAGAAGCGCGGGGUUGUUGCUUGGCUACUUUUUGGUGAAAGUUAUUGUAUGCGACGCGGAGGGGGAGCCAGGGCAGAAGCUGGACAGCUUUAUUAUGGUACCAACGGGUACCAACGAGUCAAAAUUGAACAGAGGGAAUGGCGUUUCGGAGAGUCCGCAUACAGAGGACAGGUGCCGGGGUUAUUACGAUGUGAUGGGCCAGUGGGAUCCGCCGUUUGUGUGCCAGACGGGCAGUUACCUGUACUGCUGCGGGACCUGUGGCUUCAGAUUCUGCUGUGAGUUUACAAGCUCGCGGCUGGACCAGACCACCUGCAAAAACUAUGACACGCCGCCGUGGAUGAUGACAGGCAGACCCCCGCCUAAGAAAAAAGACCCCACUCACGACCCCACAAAGGAUAAGACAAACUUAAUUGUGUAUAUAAUAUGUGGAGUUGUUGCCAUAAUGGCCCUCGUUGGGAUUUUCACAAAACUUGGACUUGAAAAGGCGCACCGUCCACACAGAGAAAACAUGUCAAGGGCUCUCGCCCAGGUGAUGCGCCAGCCUGGUCCAGGAGAACACUCAGAAGACAUUGGAGUGCAUGGACAGCACUAUGACAACAUGCAAGCCAACAGGGUACCUGCGAACAGUCUCCAGGCUAACCAGAUGAACAGUGUGGGUCCAGGAUCAUCACUAAUGCCAGGCUUAGGGUCUCCUCCCCACCCCUACCCUUCCCUGGGACAGAUCCCUAGCCCCUAUGAGCAACAGCAACCUGGGAAAGAGCUCAAUAAGUACGCCUCCCUCAAGGCUGUCGCGGAGAAGGUUAAUGACAACUUCUACACCAACCGGCGGCACAUGGUAGAGAUGGCAGCCAAGGGCAGUCUCCCUAUGCACCCGAUGCAUCGCAUAGAGCAGGAGCCCAGCAACCCCUACAGCCCUCCCUUACAGCCUUCCCUAAAGCAGAACGGACACAAGUCCAAAAGCACCAAGGGCCACAGCAGCCACAGCAGCAGCUCCCAUACCCUGGCCUAUGGCUCCAACACCAUCGCCAACCCGGGGAUGCAGAAGAACUGGGACGGCUCAGAGACGGUGGGCCGCCGGCAGAGCCACGGCACUAAGAAACACUGCACCAUAGAGCAGGUGAACGAGAUGCACAGCACCUCGCGCAGCCAGCACUACAUGCCCCCGCAGCCCUACUUUGUCAGCAACAGCAAGACAGAAGUGACUGUCUGAUCUGAGAGCCCACCCCACCACCAUAACCACUAUAACCCCAGCUGGAAGAAAGAGAGAGAGCGCGAGAGCGAGAGAGAGAGAGCGCGAGAGAGAGAGAGCUGGUCAGAAGGUUGCUGUAGAGGCUGAAGUAGAACAGCGGUCCUGGAUUGAGUGCUCUGUGUCAACUAAUGCGUGUGGCUGACUGUGCAUGUGACAGGCAUGCGUGGGACUCCUGCCAGUGGGGGGAGAGUGACCACAACAACAUACUCCAAACCUCCAAGGUUUCGGUCAUCACUGUAUUGGUGAUUAUAUUGCAACUAAUACAAACAAAUCAUAUACUGCAAGUCAGACUAAUAACAUCAGUGAGCAGAGCAUAGUAAUGAUUGACCUCCGAUGGACAGGUUAGCCAGGAUGAGUCUGGAGCCAUGCAGUGGUGGAAGAGACUGGAACUGGACAAAAGCCCAGUGGCAAUAGACUUUUCCUAUUGUCAGUAUUAACUGAGAUCUCAAAGGGCCUGAAAAUGUGUAUCAUCUCAUGUAGUUUCCACUGAAUCCGCCGCGGAUAAGCCAGUAGGUUUAGAUCUAGACGCAGUGGAGCAGAGGAGUGGAGCAGCCGAUAGUAAAGGGAUACAUUGUUCUCCUCAACAUUGAUUGACAUUUCCUCAGAUGUUGUGUAGUGUAUAUACUGUGGGGGGGACUUGUUGGUAAUGCUCAUGCUCGGGAACCUCGGGCUCAUGAUUCCAUCUAUCGGGAAACAGUGACAAUUUCAGAUAUGGACUGUAUAUUCUCAUUCAGAAACUACAGGGCAUGAGGUGGAUGAGACUGCACCAAACCAGUUCUGUAGCCACCACGUUACACACACCCUACUCUGCUCUCUCUGGUGUUAGGGCUGUGCCUUUCUCUGAGAAAACUAUGAAAUACUGUUCAAAUCAAAGAGCUCGUCUUAUAAACCAUUGUCUAAGGUGUGGAAUUGACUUAAAUGUCUUCAUCUUGCAAACAGGUCCACAACUGUCAGUUGAAAACGGUGAGUUUCAUCUGUCAUUUCACGUUCUUUAUUUCUGUUUCCAUUCGACAAUGUAUUGUGUGUGUGUGUGUGUGUGUGUGUGUUUACCUUGGUACCUUAGAACAAUGAUAGAGAAAACACAGAAGGAAUUGUGUCCUUUCCAUACAUGUAACGUCACUGCCAAUACAUUUGUGAAUAUAUUGCCCAUAUAUUUAUGAUAAUUCCCAAAUUGAUUAGCAUGGGAUUAAUGUUGUGCAGUGGUGCCUGUUUCUGACCCACCUCCAUCAAUACUACCAAAUCAUUACAUGGCCUAGAGCCAGGCUCUCAGCCAUCUCAGACUGUUGUGGCAGUAGAAAACUACUGAGGGCUCCUUUACGGCUACGCAGAGAGAUGUUAAAGGGUAGUGGAUGUUCCUGAAACAGCCAUAAAAAGGUACAGCCUGGGUAAAUAGAGUGGAUGGAUUCCAUUUAGUAUGAGAUCAAGCCCUGAAUUAAGACAGAGAAGGUCCUCUGAAAUCACCAUGAGUUGAUGUCAUUGCAUGCACAAAUCAAACUAGCUUUCUGUAAAAUAGAAAUUGCAAUACGUUAUGUACUAAUAAUUGUUUUGAAAAAAUGGAUUCCCUAUUUUUCUUAUUAUUAUUUAAAAAAAAAAGAAAAUCUACAGUUUCAUCAACUUUAUAAGAUAUACACAUAAAAAUAAAAUGUGUUCAUUUUGAAUAUCUGGAGGAGCCUACUAAAACACCUGGGAGUACCCAUGUACAAACACACAGGUCAAGAUGUGCCUGUCUUUUCCAUUGGGCUAGUUGUGUGUCAUCAGAUGAAAAAUAGUACAUUUUUCUCCCAACACUCCAUUCUUGGGAGCCCACACGAGCGGCACAGUGCAUUAGCAUGCCACACUUACCAAAAAAAGCGUUUUAAAUAAAGGGCUUCUGAUGCAAUUUGCCAUGUGUUGCGUUUGUCACUGCCCACUGAUUCAAGAGCAGCCCACACUUUGUCCGCAUGUCUUAAUCAUGCCUCUCAACUUUCCAUGGCUUUCAACUGUCCAUUAGUCUGUCUGCCAGUGACAAAGUGGCUCUAAUGGCUGGAGGAGUGACAGCCAGCAGCUUGUCGUUCAUUCUCUUACUCACCACAUGAGAUCGGGUAAGAAUAGCCGUGAGUCACAUUCUCUACUUUUAGAACUUUGGAAAGCAUUAGAGGCGGACAAAAAGUAUUUUUAUUUUGUGGUUGGUACAGUACGAAGAACUAGACUAAGGGAACAAUCCUCGAUACUGAUUGGCUAAGGCCUACUAUACAAUCCGUGCUUGUAUUUUUAACCACAUUUGAACCAGAUACUGUAUGUAUUGUAUAGUCAGGCACACAACUAUAUGUUUUGAGUGUGUUAUCACAUUGUCAGUGAAACGUAAUGCACCACUGUAGAUUGCUGCAAUAUGCUAACAACCAACGCACCAUCUCAUUUCUCAUAAUAAAUAUGUUCAAAUCUUUAUUUUGCUAUUGCAUGACGAAACUCACAGUCACACAAACUGCAACACGUUGUAUUGUUGUUUCAUCACACAAGACACUUGUAUGGAGAAUUUUCUAGACUAGACUCGUCAUAUAUGCAGAUUUUGGCAUAUAUACAACGCAUAUCAGUUCAACAUUUGCACCAAUAAGACAGAAGACUUCAGAAUACCAAUGAUGUGAUGCAAGAAAAUGGAUGCAUAUUUGUGUAUUACAUUUGUCUAUACAAAACAAUGUCCAACAAUGAAAAUGGUAAGGAAAAAUACUGCAAAUUUGCAUUGACUGCAAAAGGGCUGAUUCUUUAGGUCAUAAAUAUAGAGACAUAUUUAGUAUGGCUGUACAGUACAUAGUUACGGUGAUGUUUUGGUAGGGCCAUAGAAUAAGUCUGUGCCUUGUGUCCAAAUGAAAUGUGCACCUGAUUUAAUUGUCCAAAUACUGACUGGUCUAGGAACAGAUUGAUGCAUAAUAUUAUACCGUAUAGCAUGAUAUGAAAUCACUGUUCCACUUCAAAGGACCCUCUCAAUAUCAAUAUCAUAUCCAACAAGAGUUCAUUUAAAAAAAACUAUAAUCACCAGAAAAUGUAUCUGGUUUCUCAGUGUUAAGACAUGUGCAAAAGUCCACAGCUCCAUUGAUUGUAGAUAGAGUGCACCUAUUAUGCUGUUCCAGUCAUGGAGGGAACCUAGAGUAACACUUAUAUGUGUAGUAGUGAAGUAUAACUCCCUCACGCAAAUAGCUUCCACUGAUAUAAUAGCAUAAAACAUGUACAUGACGUGUAGUUGAACAUUCCAGCUGACUGGUCAUCAUGCUACAUAAUGACAUACAUAAUGACAUACUGUAAAGUAAUAGCACAAUGGCCAUUGACAAUGGCCAUCUAAAUCAUGUCCUAUGAAAUUAUUUAACUAUUUACAUCCAAACUAAUUUCUCAAUCUAAAUAAAAACAUUCUCUACCUAAUCCUCAUUGAACUAAAUUGUGCCCCUGGCUGAGGCUGAAUUGCAUUCAUGAUGCAGCUAGUGGUCUUGGUUCCAACCUUUAGAGUGGGAAGACGAUGGUGCUCUUUGUCAGUGGAUCAUGUUAUUCGUGAAGCACAACUGAUUUUGUAUCCUAACAAAAUGAAAUAUUACUUGUCAUAAAUGUAUGUGCAAGUUGGGAAGCGGAAACUCCAUUGUAUUGUACACAUCUAAAAUCAUAUUUACAAUAAAUCUGUUUCUUCUCAAGA